UGUUUGCAGAGGGCAGGGCGGAAAACCAGCGAGCAGCGUGAUCCACUCGAGCAGCGUGAUCCACUCGGGCCGCCGGUAGCCUCCGAGCUGACACCGGCUGCGCCCGACGACCCGCAGCGCCCCCGGCCAGGCACGAAGCUGUUUUCCUGCCAGACCGCCCCGUAUGCAAACAAGAGGCAGCUGGGUGGCGAGGCGCGGGCUGCUGACGCCUGACAGGUAAUCCAGCUCCGAGGGCUCCUCCUGUGCUGUAAGCCACUGGGUUACUGUCCCACACUUCACUGCACCCAAGAAGAGAAAUAGCCUGAUACAGUGAUGAGAAACCUUUCAGAGAAAGGCCCUCUAAAAUCCAAAUGACCUGCUGUUACACAAGAGCCUGUGGCCUGGAAGGAAGUGUUUCACCUCUUUGCCAAAAGUCAGCCUACUGCUUGUUUUGUCUGCCUAAAUUCCUCUCCUAGUUUCUGUGGGACACUUGCUCUUCAUUUCUCCCCUUCUAAAUGGCACUGCUCCCUGCACUGCCAAGGCAGAUGUGUUUGAAGAACUGCUCAGCUCCUCAAGGCUGUUAUGACAUACAGACUUAUGCCAAAAAAACCCCAAACCCCACACGAGAACCACCCUUCCACCUCUUGUAGUUUUAGUGUGAAGCACAACAAAGUUGAUUCAAGCGGGUGUCCUGUGAGUCAGUGGCAAACCUUGUCCAGCAGAUGUGAGAACAUGGACACGGCAAUCUCCCUCGACUUGGGCCCCGGAAGGAAUGAACUCCCCUCCCACAAAUCGGAGAAAAUGCCCAAAUUGUUGCCGAAAUUUGCCAGUGCUGCUCACCGGGCGCCCAAGCCCUCAGGACACGGACUCCUCCGAGUCACAGACGGCGGUCACCAGCCCCCUGCGCAGCUCCCGCCGCGGCGAUGCCUUCACAUCCAGCCCGGGCCGGGACCUGCCUCCCUUCGAGGAUGAGUCCGAAGGGCUCCUGGGUACCGAGGGGCUCCCUGAAGAGGAGGAGGAAGGAGAAGAGCUCAUCGGGGAAGGGAUGGAAAGGGACUACCGCCCCAUCCCCGAGCUGGACGUCUAUGAAGCAGAGGGCCUGGCCUUGGAUGAUGAGGAUGUGGAGGAGCUGACCGCCAGCCAACGGGAAGCCGCAGAGCGAGUCAUGAGGCAGCGAGACCGCGAGCUGGGCCAGGGCAUGGGCCGCAUGAGGAGAGGGCUGCUCUACGAUAGUGACGAUGAAGAUGAAGAUCGUCCCUCACGGAAGAGGCGGCUGGCGGAACGGGCUGCCGAUGGCAUGGAAGAGGAAGAUGAAGACAUGAUUGAGAGCAUUGAGAAUCUAGAAGACAUGAAAGGGCAUUCAGUGAGGGAGUGGGUUUCCAUGGCAGCUCCUCGUCUUGAGAUUUAUCACCGCUUCAAGAACUUCUUGAAGACCCAUGUGGAUGACCAUGGGCACAAUGUCUUCAAGGAGAGGAUCAGUGACAUGUGCAAAGAGAACAGAGAGAGUCUGGUGGUGAACUACGAGGAUCUGGCAGCCCAGGAACAUGUCCUUGCCUACUUUCUACCUGAGGCCCCAGCAGAAAUGCUGAAGAUCUUUGAUGAAGCAGCCAAGGAAGUGGUGUUGGCCAUGUACCCCAAAUAUGAUCGGAUUGCUCAGGAGAUCCAUGUCCGCAUCUCCCACCUCCCGCUGGUGGAAGAGUUGCGGUCUCUCAGGCAACUGCACUUGAAUCAGUUGAUCCGGACCAGUGGAGUGGUGACGAGUUGCACAGGGGUGCUACCUCAGCUCAGCAUGGUCAAAUACAACUGCAGCAAGUGCAGUUUCAUCCUGGGACCCUUUUUCCAGUCCCAGAACCAGGAAGUGAAACCCGGUUCCUGUCCAGAGUGUCAGUCUCUUGGCCCCUUUGAAAUCAACAUGGAAGAGACAGUCUAUCAGAACUACCAGCGCAUCAAAAUCCAGGAGAGCCCCGGGAAGGUGGCUGCUGGCAGGCUGCCCCGCUCCAAGGAUGCCAUUCUUCUUGCUGAUCUGGUUGACAGCUGCAAGCCAGGGGAUGAGAUUGAGCUAACAGGGAUCUACCACAACAACUAUGAUGGCUCCUUGAACACUGCCAACGGGUUCCCAGUGUUCGCUACUGUGAUCCUGGCCAACCACAUCGCCAAGAAGGACAACAAGCUGGCGAUUGGAGAACUGACUGAUGAAGAUGUGAAAGUGAUUGUGGGUCUGUCCAAGGAUGAGCAAAUAGGGGAGAAGAUUUUUGCCAGCAUUGCCCCAUCUAUUUAUGGGCACGAAGAUAUCAAGAGGGGCUUGGCUUUGGCUCUCUUCGGUGGAGAGCCCAAAAACCCAGGUGGCAAACAUAAAGUCCGUGGUGACAUCAACGUGCUUCUGUGCGGGGACCCUGGUACAGCAAAGUCACAGUUUCUUAAGUACAUAGAGAAGGCAUCUAGCAGAGCCAUCUUCACCACUGGCCAGGGUGCUUCUGCUGUGGGCCUCACAGCCUAUGUUCAGAGGCACCCAGUCAGCAAGGAGUGGACUUUGGAGGCAGGAGCCCUUGUGCUGGCUGACAGAGGCGUUUGCCUGAUCGAUGAAUUCGACAAGAUGAAUGAUCAGGAUAGGACCAGCAUCCAUGAAGCGAUGGAGCAGCAAAGCAUUUCCAUCUCCAAAGCAGGCAUUGUUACAUCUCUGCAAGCUCGCUGCACAGUUAUUGCUGCUGCCAAUCCUAUAGGUGGGCGAUAUGACCCGUCGUUGACUUUCUCAGAGAAUGUGGACUUGACUGAACCCAUCAUCUCUCGAUUUGAUAUCCUGUGUGUGGUGAGAGACACGGUGGACCCUGUGCAGGACGAAAUGCUUGCCCGGUUUGUAGUUGGCAGCCAUGUCAAGCACCACCCAGGUAGCAAGGACACGGUGAAUGGGGACACCAGUGAGGUUGUUCUGCCCAACACAUAUGGAGUUGAACCUAUUCCCCAGGAGAUCCUGAGGAAAUACAUCAUCUAUGCCAAAGAGAAAGUCCACCCAAAACUCAACCAGAUGGACCAGGAUAAGGUGGCCCGGAUGUACAGUGACCUCAGGAAAGAGUCUAUGGCCACCGGCAGCAUCCCCAUCACAGUGCGGCACAUCGAGUCCAUGAUCCGCAUGGCCGAGGCUCACGCCCGCAUGCACCUGCGGGACUACGUGGUGGAAGAUGAUGUCAACAUGGCCAUCCGGGUGAUGCUGGAGAGCUUCAUCGACACGCAGAAGUUCAGCGUCAUGCGGAGCAUGCGCAAGACAUUCUCCCGCUACCUUUCGUUCAAGAGAGACAACAACGAGCUGCUCCUAUUCAUCCUGAAGCAGCUGGUGGCAGAGCAGGUGAUGUACCAGAGAAACCGCUAUGGGGCCCAGCAAGACACCAUUGAAGUCCCAGAGAAGGACCUGGUGGAUAAGGCUCGACAGAUCAACAUCCACAACCUCUCUGCCUUCUAUGACAGUGAAGUGUUCAAGAUGAACAGGUUCAGCCGGGAUGUGAAGCGGAAGCUGAUUGUGCAGCAGUUCUGAGGCUGGCAGCCGAGUUCACCACAUGCUCCUUUGAGAUGAGACCGUGGUCUUGCAGACCUCCCAGGAGCAAUCAGAGAUCACCAUCCAGAGGGACUAAGCUGCACAGUCUCUUACUUGCUUUGUGCCUUGUGGAUUAAGGGAAGACUGAGCUGCUGGAGACAUUGUAAAUAGAAGAGAGUUAAGUAGUUAAAUGCCCAGCCAAGACUGUUGAACAGCUUUGUUCACUAUUUUGCCUUGUAGCUUAGCACAACAGGGAGAGAAUUGCUGGCCACAUAGAUGGCAUAUUUGCUGUUUGUUUGUUACUUGUUGUUAUGGGCUCAUCUGCAGGAGGGACAGAGUGGGAGCAUUCAAAAAGCAUUUGUCUGCCUUAUCCACGCCCCUUGGGUUGCAAGCACUCCCAGAGAUUCUCUUUUCCCAUCUCUGGUGACUGUGCAGCCUGCUGGGUGGUAAUUGAGACUGCUUUCAACUCUCCAUGAACCAGCCAGCCUCGGCUCCAGGCCUUUGUGCCUGACACUUGACAUUUCCCCAGGUGCCCACAUGGAUUGACCUUGUGCCCAUUUUCUGCAAGUGAGCUGAGGGGUGGAGCAGAGGAAGUGAUGUCUGAAAUAAAACAACCAUUUCUAGUAUUGGUGGUGAUCUGUAAGGGCAGUGAAAGCUUCAGUACAUACUGAGGAGUGUCCAGAAGCCUUAGUGAAGGAGCUUCCCUUGUCUUUCUGGAUGUUACGUGCAGCUGUCAGCAGAUGUGAAUUUGUGGCUGGAUUACAGUGCUGGCACCUCAACACCAUCUCUUGGACCCAUCUGUUGAGGGUGAGGUACCAUGGUUUUGGGAGUAGCAAUGCAGAAAUCUUGAGCUCAGUGUUCACAUGAGAUUUUCUUGUGGCAUUCAUUUUAAAUACAUUUGUUUUUCAGUA
Molecule: messenger RNA, 4416 nt
Organism: Colius striatus (speckled mousebird)
Lineage: Eukaryota; Metazoa; Chordata; Aves; Coliiformes; Coliidae
Gene: MCM2
Product: minichromosome maintenance complex component 2
Exons: 18
Coding region: 752-3505 (917 amino acids)
Biological process (GO): mitotic DNA replication initiation; double-strand break repair via break-induced replication; DNA replication
Cellular component (GO): nucleus; MCM complex
Molecular function (GO): single-stranded DNA helicase activity; single-stranded DNA binding; ATP binding
Source: RefSeq, a predicted model, not a curated record